ACAGGAGGGGGCCGGGGAGAUGGAGCGGGGCACGAUGAGGCUGCCCGAGCGGCUGCCGCUGCUGCUGUUGGCCGGGGAGGAGGUGCUGCUGCCCGGAUCCUCGCUGCGCGUCGGCGUGGACUCGGCGCGGAACCUGCAGCUGGUGCAGGGCCGCCUGCUCCGGGGAAACUCGGUCCGCAGCACCAUCAUCGGCGUGGUACCCGGCCCCGGCCCCAGCGGCGGCGGCGACCCGGACCAGCAGCUGCCCCGGCUCCACAGGAUCGGAACAGCGGGUAUUGCAGUGCAGAUAGUUGGGAGUAACUGGCCAAAGCCGCACUAUACACUGUUAAUCACGGGCCUAUGUCGAUUCAACAUACUCGAGGUGGUGAAAGAGAAGCCGUUCCCAGUCGCUAAAGUGGAACAACUUGACCACCUAGAGGAAUACGCAGAUGGUACUGGGGAGCUCACUGACCUUUCUCAGGAGUUCUACAAAUAUGCGGUACAGCUGGUGGAGAUGCUGGAUAUGUCAGUACCUGUGGUGGCCAAGCUGAGACAGUUGUUGGACAGCCUUCCUAAAGAUACCUUGCCCGACAUCGUGGCAUCAAUUAUCCGCACCAGUGCUAACGAAAAACUCCAGAUACUGGAUGCUGUUGGUUUAGAGGAGAGAUUUAAAAAGACCAUUCCAUUGCUUGUUCGGCAAAUUGAGGGACUUAAAUUACUUCAAAAAACUCGCAAAUCCACGCCAAGCGAUGAAAAGAGGAUCGUGACCAUCCGAUCUAUUCGAAAAAACAACCAGAUUCCAGGAGGACAGCUACACUUUAAUGGUCUGGAGCAGGAAGAUGAUGAUGAUGGUGAUGAUAUCGUCAUGCUGGAAAAGAAGAUUAAAAGUACAAAUAUGCCAGAGCAAGCAAUGAAAGUUUGCAUGAAGGAACUCAAAAGGUUAAAAAAGAUGCCUCAAUCAAUGCCAGAGUUUGCUUUAACCCGGAAUUACCUGGAAUUAAUGGCAGAAUUACCUUGGAAUAAAAGUACAACGGAUCAAUUAGACCUUCAUGCUGCAAGAGUAUUACUCGACAGUGACCACUAUGCAAUGCAGAAGCUAAAACGGAGGGUGUUGGAGUAUCUCGCUGUCAGACAACUGAAGAACAAUUUGAAAGGACCCAUCCUCUGCUUUGUGGGACCUCCUGGUGUGGGCAAGACAAGUGUUGGCAGAUCAAUAGCAAAGACCCUCGGCAGAGAGUUUUACAGGAUAGCAUUGGGUGGUGUCUGUGAUCAGUCUGACAUCCGUGGUCACAGGAGGACAUAUGUAGGUAGCAUGCCUGGCAGAAUCGUGAACGGCUUAAAGACUGUUGGCGUGAGCAAUCCUGUCUUCCUGCUGGAUGAAAUAGAUAAAUUAGGAAAAAGUCUGCAAGGAGACCCUGCAGCAGCACUGUUGGAGGUGCUAGAUCCCGAGCAGAAUCAUAGUUUUACGGACCACUAUUUAAAUGUCCCCUUUGAUCUGUCGCAAGUGCUUUUCAUAGCUACUGCCAACACUACUGCUACCAUCCCUCCUGCUUUACUUGACAGAAUGGAACUCAUCCAAGUGCCAGGUUAUAUUCAGGAGGAGAAGAUGGAAAUUGCCCAUAGGCAUUUGAUUCCUAAACAACUGGAGCUGCAUGGGCUAACGUCCCAAGAGAUUCAGAUUCAACAUGAAGCAACGGAAGGUAUAAUCAGCAGAUAUACCAGGGAGGCAGGAGUGCGGUCUCUUGAGCGGAAAAUAUGUGCCAUUUGUCGGGCUGUGGCUGUAAAGGUGGCAGAGUGUCAACACAAGGUUACUGAGUCUAACUGCGGACCAGUAAGUGAGAAAGUUAAAGAAAGUGUCCCUGAGGAAACCAAAGAAGAAUCCAUUGAUGAUGUAACUGAUCUUGCCUUGCCACCUGAGAUGCCAAUUGUGAUUGAUAGACAUGCAUUGAAAGACAUUCUGGGACCACCCAUUUAUGAAAUGGAGGUAUCUCAGCGGCUGAGCCAGCCCGGGGUAGCAAUAGGCUUGGCUUGGACACCAUUGGGUGGUGAGAUUAUGUUUGUGGAAGCGAGUCGAAUGGAAGGAGAGGGACAGCUUACUUUAACAGGGCAGUUAGGAGAUGUUAUGAAGGAAUCGGCUCAUCUCGCAAUAAGUUGGUUACGCAGCAAUGCUAAAAAAUACCAUUUGACAAACGCUGCUGGAAGCUUUGACCUCCUCGACAACACAGAUAUACAUCUGCACUUUCCAGCUGGAGCCGUCACAAAAGAUGGACCAUCUGCUGGAGUUACUAUAGUAACCUGCCUUGCCUCUCUGUUCAGUGGCCAUUUAGUACGUUCUGAUGUUGCUAUGACAGGCGAAAUAACGCUCCGAGGCCUUGUUCUCCCAGUGGGUGGAAUAAAGGAUAAAGUUUUAGCUGCACAUCGAGCUGGUCUGAAGAGAGUCAUACUACCAAAGAGAAAUGAGAAGGACCUAGAGGAGAUUCCUGCCAACAUGAGAGAAGAUCUGGAUUUUGUGACUGCUUUUUGUUUAGAUGAAGUGCUUAAUGCUGCAUUUGAAGGAGGAUUCCCAGCUGAGUCACGGCAUGGUAUUUUAGACAGUAAACUCUAAGAUCACUGCCACUUAAAAUAGCAUCUGUUGAUGGUUUAACAUUAAUCCAACUGAUAAUUCAAGAAAUUGUGCUUGAUUAAUACUAUCCUACUGGUAGUUUUCCUCCCUCAUAGAUCCCAGUCAAAGGAAGAUGCUGUGUAAAGGCCAAACACUUACCUUGAGCAGGGGAAGAAAAAAGGUUGGUUUCAAGCACAUGCACAUUAUUCUGGUGGUUACCUAGGACUUGUGGUCUAGAGAUAAAGAAUAUAAAAUGGAUGAAGUUAAAUUGUACAUUAUAAUUUUGGGGAAAUUAGGGUUUAAACAGUAUUCCUGUUAUAUUGCGACAUGUCUGAUGCAAUGGAAAUGGUACAAUUAAGAUAUUGAGUUGUGUUCAGUUACACUGAUGUUUCCAGAAAAUGUAGUAUUGAAUCAACAGAUAAGUACUAAGCCAAUUUAUGCACUGUUGAUUGCUAUAACAUUUAUAUAAAAUCAUAUCCUUG
Messenger RNA from Amblyraja radiata (thorny skate), 3063 nucleotides. RefSeq names its product lon peptidase 2, peroxisomal (gene lonp2). Bases 20 to 2584 code for a protein of 854 amino acids. Gene Ontology annotation, biological process: protein quality control for misfolded or incompletely synthesized proteins; protein catabolic process. The record is from RefSeq and is a predicted model, not a curated record. Gene Ontology annotation, molecular function: ATP hydrolysis activity; ATP-dependent peptidase activity; serine-type endopeptidase activity. The transcript is spliced from 15 exons. Lineage: Eukaryota; Metazoa; Chordata; Chondrichthyes; Rajiformes; Rajidae.